AUGCCUUCAAGGUAUAUCUUAGCUCCACCAACUUCAACUCAAAUGGAUCACAGCAAGAAAAUCCAGUUCCCUUAUUGGAUCUCAAAGGUGUUGCUGAUGAUUCUGACUUUGUUUGUUAGAGUGGAAGAAGCUGCUUCUACAAAUGAUCGUUUCUGCAUCAGUGACUGUGACACAUGUCCAUUGAUAUGUUCACCUCCUCCUCCUACUCCUCUGAUAUCAAUUUCUGCAUCAUAUCCUCCACCACCAUCACCACAUUCGCCGCCGUCGCCAUUGCCGCCUUUGAAGCCUAAUUACAAGCCGCCUCUUUCAGGUUCAACAACUGAAGCACAGCCAACAGUAAUAUCAGGGCCACAUGACUAUUACUAUCCCUAUUACUACUUUUACUCAUCAUGUUCUUCUUCUCUUUCAAAUCAUCAUGCACCCUUUUUCAUUUUGUUAUUGUUCCUAGUAGGAUACUUUUCUUUAGUUGGUAAAUGA
This is a messenger RNA of Arachis duranensis, 477 nucleotides long. RefSeq names its product ENHANCER OF AG-4 protein 2-like. NCBI's taxonomy places the organism in Eukaryota, Viridiplantae, Streptophyta, Magnoliopsida, Fabales, Fabaceae. The record is from RefSeq and is a predicted model, not a curated record. The transcript has a single exon. Bases 1 to 477 code for a protein of 158 amino acids.